AUGACUGCCCACCUGAAGGACCAGCUACACGGGAGGAAGGCUAAGACUGGGCUGGAGAGGAAGUAUGUGAAGAGCAGCGCGGAGCUGCUGGUGUACCAGGGACAGAAGAUCAACACACACUCUGAGAAGCAGCUGGAGGAAGAGAUCAGGCUACUGCAGGAGAGGUUGGAGGAGGAGAGGAGAGUUCAUAUGGAGAUGGAGACUUUCCUCAAGAAACAUCAGACAAGUCUGGAUGAGAAGCUGGAGGUGUGGAUGGAGCGCUAUGAGAGAGACAUGGAGGACAAGCAGCAGGAGCUCAACAGCCUGAGGAACAAAAAAGCUAACAAUCUCUCCCAGCUCCAGGAGCUGGCCAAGAAAUAUACGGUUUAG
Messenger RNA from Salvelinus namaycush (lake trout), 369 nucleotides. RefSeq names its product dynein regulatory complex protein 9-like. The record is from RefSeq and is a predicted model, not a curated record. Gene Ontology annotation, biological process: sperm axoneme assembly; cilium organization. The coding region runs from base 1 to 369 and encodes 122 amino acids. The transcript is spliced from 4 exons. NCBI's taxonomy places the organism in Eukaryota, Metazoa, Chordata, Actinopteri, Salmoniformes, Salmonidae. Gene Ontology annotation, cellular component: sperm flagellum; cytoplasm.